Molecule: messenger RNA, 6753 nt
Organism: Poecilia reticulata (guppy)
Lineage: Eukaryota; Metazoa; Chordata; Actinopteri; Cyprinodontiformes; Poeciliidae
Source: RefSeq, a predicted model, not a curated record
AUGAGGCAAGCAGGAGGAAUCCAGAUGAGAAGCUYGAACCACCUCAAAACAGAUGCCCUCCAUAGUUGCCUCYAUAACCCCAGGAGACCACYGUGGACCUCACCCUACCAGGUACCGGAGUUCACAGGGAGACUCCAGCCUCUCUACCAGGCUGAGCUGCUGAUGCUACAGAGCUGCAAUAAAGAGAAAUAUUACAUCAAAGAUAUUUCUACAGAGACAGAGGACCUGCUCUCUGCAGCUUCCUGUCUCACAAAAGGCUCUACUGUUUCCCCCCUCUGUGUUUCCUCUGCUGCCUCCCUGCCCCCUUCCUCAACACCCCAGUGGUACAUUCCCUCCCUCUCCACCGGUGCAUUCCUCACUGCCUUCGCCCUCGUCAGGAGUCCCUCUGUCAGCCGGCUCMACGACUUUGGAGCCGCUCUUCUAGUGAACCUGAGAAAUAAGCAGGAAGGGCCCCCGGCUGCAGACUUAAGCUGKGCUGGGAACGGGGGAACAGAGCGGCGCAUUGUACUGGACGUACUGGGGGAGCUCAGGCAAUCCCAAAGCAAUGAAUUGAAUSSCUUUCUUUAUUUCUCGUCCUCCUCAGAUCCAGUGGAUGUGUUGCGUGCUCUGCAGGUUCCCUCUCUCCCUGAGGGUGUGAAGAAAGUCCCAGGCUUCUGCACAUCCCGUCGCUCCAGCAGCCCUGAUCAUGCUUACCGCAUCACCAAGAAGGCCCAGAUCUCAGCCCCCACCAAGCAGCUCUUCUCAGGUCGUUUCCCGGAGAACUUCUCCAUCAUGACUCUGAUCAAGCCCCAGGCUGGUCUGCAGGCCUUCCUCCUCUCCAUCUACAGUGAACAGGGGAUCCAGCAGUUGGGCAUUGAACUGGGACGCUCACCUGUUUUCCUGUAUGAGGACCAGCAUGGCAAACCAGCUCCUGAGGAUUACCCACUCUUCAGAGGCAUCAACCUGGCUGAUGGCAAGUGGCAUCGGAUCGCUUUCUCUGUUUCAAAGAAAAAUGUGACACUGCUGCUGGACUGUAAGAAGAAGAUGACCCGUCCCCUGGCCCGAGGCAACAAUGCUGAGGUUGACACCAAYGGCAUCACCGUGUUUGGAGCUCGUCUGCUUGAUGAGGAAGUUUUCCAGGGAGACAUCCAGCAGCUGUUAAUUGCCUCCAACCCUCAGGCAGCAUAUGAUUUUUGUGAACACUACAGCCCUGACUGUGACUCCCCUCUGCCCAAAACCCAAGCUCAGGACCCCAACACUUACAAGAAAGCACUCGAUGGAAAAGCAGCUCCAUCUAAACCCCUUCUUGUAAAAGUUAAACCCACUCCACCUAAGACAGCCAAGACUGGAACAUACAAAGUGGUUGUAAAGCCACCUAUGCCCACCAAAGCCUCUAAAUCUCCUGUAGCUAAAUCACCUAAAGCAAAACCUACUGCAGCAGAGAUCCUCUUGCCUAAGAUCAAGCCAACUACAGCAAGUAAAUCUAAACCCACAUCUGCUCCUGCUAAGAAUGGAAAUGGCAAAUCAACUGCUCAGAAGAAACCAAAUACUGGUGCUAAAGUCAAUGGUAAUGGUAAUGGAAAGACAUCUGCGGAGAAAUCUAAUGGUAACAGCAAAGCUCAAACCCAAACUAGUGGAAAUAGUAAAGGGAACGGAAAGGCCUCCGUUGUGUCUAAGGUGAAUGGAAAUGGCAAUGGCAAAGCUACAACAGAGAAGAAAGCUGUUGGAAAUGGCAAAGCUGCUGCUGAAGUCAAAGUUAAUGGCAAUGCUGGGAAUAAAGUGAACGAUGCAGCUAAAGCAAACGGCAAAACCAAAGAGGCUACAAAAAUUAAAACCACUAACAAACCAAAGACUGCGGCCAGUGUAGCUACUUUAACCUCCAAGCCAAAAACUACUAAAGCACCCAAACCCACCAAACCAGCUCCAACAAAAAUGGCAAAACCUGCUGCAACCAAGAGUUCAGUAGGAAAGAGUAAAGAUGUGGUCAACAAGGUUCCUCUGGUCAAACCAACUAUCGGCAAACCUCAGAAGGUUUCCAAUCCAACAAAAGCAACAUCUCCGUCUCCAGCCAUCCGACCCACUUCGCCUAAACCUACAAAACCCAAGACGACAAACAACGAUGUCAAAUCCCAACACAGGCCUUUCCCACCGUUUGACAAGGCUGCGCUGAGUGGAUCUGAAGUUAAGAAAGUUACCAUCGGUUUUCAACAGGAUGUAGACACUGAAUAUUCUGAGGCUGGCCACACCCCUACAGACACCGAUUAUUACUAUGAGGAGAUGGUUCCACAGCCAGACGGUGAGGUGAUUGGAGAAGAAGAGAUACCUGUUCAGCCUCAGGUAGAACCAKCCCUGGAAGGAGAGGAGUUAGACGCCACAAAGACAGGCGGUGUGGGAGAAGAAGUCUUCACUGAGGAGUAUGUGACUGGAGACUUGGGCAUGAAGGAAUAUGAUUAUUCCUACAAAGACUACAGUGACCCAGUACCAGAGACCAGAGAGGCUGAUGGCUACAUGGGGCCCGCCUUGUCCGCUGUGACCGAUGAGGGAGGCGUGAGUAUUUUUGCUUUUGAAGCAAAGAAUUGCUUUAACCAAUCAGGAAGUUCUGUCAUGCUGCCUUUCCGCUUUGGACAGAGUGGAGGAGACAAGGGUCCCGUUGUUUCUGCACAGGAAGCCCAGGCAGCAGCCAUCUUGUCUCAGGCCAGGAUGGCUCUGAAGGGACCGCCUGGACCGAUGGGAUUCACAGGACGCCCAGGACCCCUGGGAAAUCCAGGAAGUCCAGGUUUGAAAGGCGAGAGUGGAGAUCAUGGUYCUCAGGGCCCCAGGGGUCCCCAGGGUUUGAUGGGUCCUCCAGGMAAAUCUGGAAGAAGAGGCCGUGCUGGUGCUGAUGGUGCUAGGGGAAUGCCAGGAGAGACUGGGACCAAGGGUGAUCGUGGUUUUGAUGGCCUUCCUGGUUUGCCUGGUGACAAAGGACACAGAUUAUCAAUCGUGUUGCACAGUUUUGCAACAAACUCGAUCAACAAAAUUACCUGUUUUCCUUUGCAGGGAAUGCCAGGACCUCAGGGGGCGAUCGGACCACCAGGAGAGAAAGGUCCGACUGGAAAACCAGGUUUGCCAGGAAUGCCAGGAGCUGACGGCCCUCCUGGUCACCCAGGAAAGGAGGGGCCAUCUGGCACUAAAGGAAAUCAGGGUCCCAACGGCCCUCAGGGAGCUAUUGGUUAUCCUGGACCUCGUGGCAUUAAGGGAGCUCAAGGAAUCCGAGGUCUAAAGGGUCACAAAGGAGAGAAGGGUGAAGAUGGAUUCCCAGGAAUUAAGGGAGAUUUUGGCGUCAAAGGAGAGCGGGGUGAGAUUGGAGUACCUGGACCCAGAGGAGAGGACGGUCCUGAGGGGCCAAAGGGUCGUGUUGGACCCCCUGGUGAGCUUGGACCGCUUGGCCUUGCUGGGGAAAAGGGUAAACUUGGUGUACCUGGACUUCCUGGAUAUCCUGGAAGACAAGGAAUCAAGGGAUCUCUUGGAUUCCCUGGAUUCCCAGGAUCAAAUGGAGAGAAGGGAACAAGGGGAGUUAGUGGAAAACAAGGACCAAGAGGACAAAGAGGACCAACGGGAACAUCUGGAAGCGACGGCCCUCCUGGUCCUCCCGGAGAGAGAGGAUUGCCUGGACCUCAGGGAGCCAACGGCUUCCCCGGGCCCAAAGGACCUCCUGGACCACCAGGGAAAGAUGGACUGCCUGGACAUCCUGGGCAGAGAGGAGAAGUUGGUUUCCAAGGUAAARUGGGCCCACCGGGGCCUCCUGGAGUUGUUGGACCUCAGGGUCCAUCAGGAGAAACUGGCCCCAUGGGUGAGCGUGGCCAUCCUGGCCCCCCAGGUCCACCUGGAGAGCAGGGACUUCCUGGUCAGUCAGGGAAAGAGGGCACUAAGGGUGACCCUGGGCCUCCAGGGGGUCCUGGAAAAGACGGGCCCCCAGGCCUGAGAGGUUUCCCCGGAGAGAGAGGACUUCCUGGAACCCCUGGUGGAGGAGGACUGAAAGGAGGAGAAGGACCUGCUGGACCUCCUGGACCUGCUGGUUCUCCUGGAGAGAGGGGCCCAGCUGGAACUGCCGGACCUGUGGGGCCUCCGGGCCGACCCGGUCCUCAGGGGCCACCUGGACCAGCUGGAGAGAAAGGAGUCCCCGGAGAAAAAGGACCUAUUGGCCCAGCGGGUCGAGACGGAGUUCAAGGACCGGUGGGUYUGCCAGGUCCUGCUGGAUCACCUGGAGUACCUGGAGAGGACGGUGAUAAGGGUGAAGUUGGAGAACAUGGUCAGAAAGGAGCCAAGGGAGGAAAAGGAGAGCAUGGUCCUCCUGGUCCACCUGGCCCAAUGGGUCCAGUCGGUCAGCCUGGUCCUGCUGGCGCAGAUGGAGAACUGGGACCCAGGGGCCAACAGGGGCCGUUUGGGGCUAAAGGUGAUGAUGGGACUCGAGGAUUCCCAGGGGCUCCAGGACCAAUCGGACUGCAGGGGCUUCCUGGACCACCUGGUGAGAAGGGAGAAACAGGCGAUGGUGGACCUAUGGGGCCACCAGGACCUCCUGGACCUCGCGGCCCUGCUGGUCCCAACGGAGCCGACGGUCCUCAAGGUCCUCCUGGCGGUUUGGGUAAUCCUGGACCUCUUGGAGAGAAGGGAGAACCUGGUGAAGCUGGACCGCCUGGUGUUGGAGGAGAGCCUGGAAAGAAGGGACCUCGUGGAGAGCGUGGAGAGAAGGGAGAGGCUGGACAACCUGGAACAGCUGGACCUGCAGGAGGGAGAGGACGACCCGGGGACGACGGACCCAAAGGAAACCCAGGUCCUGUUGGUUUCCCUGGCGAUCCCGGCCCCUCUGGUGAGGUCGGACCCAGAGGUCAAGAUGGGGCCAAAGGUGAGAGAGGAGAGGACGGAGAACAGGGAGAGUCGGGCUCCCCGGGACCUCCUGGAGAGAAUGGACCUCCUGGCCCGCCAGGAAAGAGGGGUCCUGCUGGAACAAGAGGAGCAGAAGGACGACAAGGAGAGAAAGGAACCAAAGGAGACCCCGGUGCCGUUGGGCCUCCUGGAAAAACUGGACCUGUUGGUCCUCAGGGUCAGCCAGGAAAACCAGGAACAGAAGGUCUGAGAGGUCUGCCAGGAUCAGUGGGAGAGCAAGGAGCUCCAGGAGCUGCUGGACAGAAAGGACCGCCUGGACCGAUGGGACCUCCGGGUCUGCCUGGGCUGCGUGGAGAACCCGGAGCGAAGGGAGAGAAGGGCCACCAGGGUCUCAUUGGUCUGAUUGGACCUCCAGGCGAGCAGGGAGAGAAGGGAGACCGAGGUCUGGCUGGGCCACAGGGGUCCUCUGGACCCAAAGGAGAGCCGGGCAUGGCUGGAGGAACCGGACCUCUGGGCCCUGCUGGUCCUCCUGGUCUUCCUGGACCUCAAGGUGUCAAAGGAGCAAAGGGUGCAACAGGAGGAUCUGGUCCAAAAGGAGAAAAGGGUGUUCAGGGACCUCCUGGGCCUCCUGGCCCACCAGGCGACGUCAUUCAGCCGAUGCCCAUCCAGAGGAGUCCCAAGUCCAAACGCUCCAUUGAUGCCAGCCAGCUGCUGCCGGAGUUCGACCCGGACAUGCCGGCGUCGGACACGGCCGGCGCAGAGUUCCUGAUGGGCAGCGAGGGCAUGGAGGAGAUCUUCGGCUCUCUGAAUUCGCUGCGGCAGGAGAUCGAGACGAUGCGCUUCCCUCUGGGCACWCAGGACAGCCCGGCCCGCACCUGCCAGGACCUUCACCUGAGCCAGCCAGAACUCAAGGAUGGAGAAUACUGGAUCGAUCCCAACCAGGGCUGCUCCAGAGAUUCCUUCAAGAUCUUCUGUAACUUCACCAGUGGAGAAACGUGUCUGCAGCCCAGAACAGGCGUCGACACGGUGAAGAUGAGCACCUGGACCACAGAGACUCCAGGCUCUUGGUACAGUCAGUUUUCCUCUGGCAGUAAGUUCUCCUAUGUGGACUCUAACGGCGCGCCCGUCGGCGUGGUCCAGCUGGGCUUCUUGCGUCUCCUGAGCGUCCAGGCCCGUCAGAACCUAACAUACCACUGCCACCGCUCCGUGGCCUGGGCCGACCGAAGCGCCAAGAACAACCACAAGAGGGCGCUGCACUUCAGAGGCGCCAACGACGAGGAGCUGAGCUACGAGACCAACCCUUACAUCAAAGCGUUGAUGGACGGCUGCUCUUACCGUAAAGGCUUCGACAGGACAGUCCUGGAGAUCAACACGCCGCAGCUGGAGCAUCUCCCUCUGAUGGACAUCAAGGUGACAGACUUUGGGGAGAGCAACCAGCAGUUUGGCUUUGAAGUGGGACCUGUCUGUUUCCAGGGCUAAACACACGAACACACACCACGCAGAACACACACCAACACUCACACACACACACGCACUUAARCAUGCACACAUGAUCAACAUACAUGCCCGAUAAUUUGUAAAUUAACUUGUAAAUGAUAUUAAAUACAGAAAACCCACACAGACACACACUCACUCUCACUUAUGCGCCUCGGGAAACAUUUCCCCAGCGGCUAACGGACUUAAAAACACAAGAGAAGUGAAAUAAAACUUGUGAAGAGGAGAACGACGACUGGGAGCGCGGCGGCUUAGAAGGAGGAAAAAACCAGGAGAGAACAUUCCUUGGAAUAAAACGUUAUUUUACGAGCAACAGGAAGGUUUCCGGCCUGAGAUGGAAGAUGGAGCCGGCGGCACGAGGCCUGCAGCUCCCUGGUCUCCAGUCCCACCUCACUCUUCCCCCAUCCCACCUCC